Molecule: messenger RNA, 2107 nt
Organism: Cicer arietinum (chickpea)
Lineage: Eukaryota; Viridiplantae; Streptophyta; Magnoliopsida; Fabales; Fabaceae
Gene: MAPK14
Product: mitogen-activated protein kinase
Biological process (GO): protein phosphorylation
Molecular function (GO): ATP binding; MAP kinase activity
Source: RefSeq, a predicted model, not a curated record
AGAGUGGGAAGAAAAAGGAAGGAAAAGAAAGAAGAGAGAGAGAGAGAGAGAGAGAGAAGCAAUGUUGAUUUGGAGGAGUGGCGAAGAUUGAGGAGAUUGAAGUGUAUAUGGGUGGUGGAGGUACACUCGUUGAUGGCAUUCGUCGAUUCUUCAAUCGUCGUACUUCUAUUAACAAUGAUGUUCUUAAUACAAUAAACAACAACCUUAACAAUGUCGAAUACAAGAACAACAAUCCUUCUUCUUUGAAUCUUCUCAAAGUUCCUAUUCGUUCCAAUUUCAUACCUUCUUCCAUGGAUCGUCACAAAAAGGGGGAGGUAGAGUUUUUUACCGAGUAUGGAGAGGCAAGUCGUUACCAAGUCCAAGAAGUAGUUGGAAAAGGUAGUUAUGGUGUUGUGGUUUCUGCUGUGGAUACUCAUAACGGGGAAAAAGUUGCAAUUAAGAAAAUCAAUGAUGUUUUCGAGCAUGUAUCGGAUGCCACACGAAUACUAAGAGAAAUUAAACUCCUUCGUUUGCUUCGACAUCCUGAUAUAGUUGAAAUUAAACAUAUAAUGCUUCCUCCUUCACGAAGAGAGUUCAAGGACGUCUAUGUUGUGUUUGAGUUGAUGGAGUCUGACCUUCAUCAAGUAAUUAAGGCAAAUGAUGAUCUGACUCCCGAGCACUAUCAAUUUUUCUUGUACCAACUUCUUCGCGGCCUGAAAUAUACACAUACAGCCAAUGUGUUUCAUCGCGAUUUGAAGCCAAAAAAUAUUCUAGCUAAUGCUGAUUGCAAACUAAAAAUAUGCGAUUUUGGGCUUGCUCGAGUUUCAUUUAAUGAUGCUCCGUCAGCUAUAUUCUGGACUGACUACGUCGCGACUCGGUGGUAUCGUGCACCUGAACUAUGUGGUUCUUUUUUCUCAAAAUAUACUCCAGCAAUUGAUAUUUGGAGCAUUGGAUGCAUAUUUGCAGAAAUGCUUAGUGGCAAGCCAUUGUUUCCUGGGAAAAAUGUGGUGCACCAAUUGGAUCUCAUGACUGAUUUGCUUGGUACUCCUCCUGCCGAAUCCAUUUCGAGGAUUCGAAAUGAGAAGGCUAGAAGGUACCUUAGUAGCAUGCGAAAAAAGCAACCGGUUCCAUUCACCAAAAAAUUUCCAAAUGUAGAUCCUUCGGCUCUUAGUUUGCUGGAGCGUUUACUUGCAUUUGAUCCUAAAGAUCGUCCAACAGCCGAAGAGGCACUGUCUGAUCCUUACUUUCAUGGUUUGUCAAAUGUGGACCGUGAACCAUCCACUCAACCCAUUUCGAAACUCGAGUUUGAGUUUGAGAGAAGAAAAUUGACCAAAGAUGAUGUUAGAGAGCUGAUAUAUCGAGAGAUUUUAGAGUAUCAUCCCCAGAUGCUCCAAGAAUAUCUUAGCGGCGGAGAUCAAACAAGCUUCAUGUAUCCGAGUGGAGUUGAUCGGUUCAAGCGACAGUUUGCACAUCUCGAAGACAAUUAUGGGAAAGGCGAACGAGGCUCUCCAUUGCUGAGACAACAUGCAUCCUUACCUAGAGAGCGUGUUCCUGCUCCGAAGGACGAAAACAAUCAAAAUAAUGAUUGUGAAAUGCCAACUGGAUCAAAUCUUCAUAGCCCUCCCGGGGUAACCGAUUCUGGCGACUCAGAUGCACAAAGUGGAUCGUCGAAGAACUUCACGCGUAGUCUUUUGAAGAGUGCCAGCAUUAGCGGUUCAAAAUGUAUAGAUGUCAAACAAAGUAAAGAUCCUGAGGAGCCAAUUCCGGAGGUCAACGAUGAAGCGGUGGACGAGUUGUCGGAGAAGGUGGCUGCUCUCCUUGCUUAGUUCAAGCUUUGAUUCAUUAUUUUUUUUUUAUCUAAAUUUCUUUGAGAUUAUAAGUACCAAAUUCAAUCCUAUGCAUAGAAAUCCUACAAUUUUUUUCUUAGUAGAAGCUAAAUGUAGGGCUACAUUGUUACAAGUUACCAUUUUGUAUCAUUCACCAUAACAAUUCAUGUAAGUAUAUGUAUUUGUGUAAUAGUACUCAUUAAUUUCUACACCACAAUGUAUAUUAGUACUCAAUAUUCAUUCUCAAUCCUCAAGCAGAGGUGGUUCUAGUUGCAAAUGUUAGUGGUAUUUCUUGUUCUGCA